Molecule: messenger RNA, 4220 nt
Organism: Musa acuminata subsp. malaccensis (wild Malaysian banana)
Lineage: Eukaryota; Viridiplantae; Streptophyta; Magnoliopsida; Zingiberales; Musaceae
Biological process (GO): peptidyl-threonine phosphorylation; peptidyl-serine phosphorylation
Cellular component (GO): cytoplasm
Molecular function (GO): protein tyrosine kinase activity; protein serine/threonine kinase activity; ATP binding
Source: RefSeq, a predicted model, not a curated record
GUUGUUGGAUCGGCAAUUAGCGCAGUCCUCGAAAUCAAAUCGAAUCGAGCCAUCCCAAAUGCCGUCCUCCUCCAACACCUCCAUCCCCCUCCUCCUCCGCCCUUAAUGUCGCGGGAUUCCGCUGCUCUCCGCCGCGGGAACGCCUCGCCUCCCCUCAGCGCCACCGCCGAAGGUCGCCGGGGCCCGCCUCCUGCCCGUGGCUCCUCGAUCCCAGGCUUUUGUUAGGCGGUCUCUUCUUUCUGGGAGAUGGUGGACUCGGUGGAUGUGGUGUUGGAAUUCUUGAGGAAGAAUCGGUUCUCGAAGGCUGAAGCUGCAUUGCGGGGGGAGCUCAAUGCUCGGCCAGAUUUGAGUGGGUUCCUUCAGAAGCAUCUAGCCGAGGAGAAAGAAGAAGUGGGAAGAACCGUUGGAGAAGUUAGCAGUGUGAGUGCAGAGAGUUCGAAGGAGUUCAUUAUCAAGGAGAUUGAAGUAGGAGGGAUUGGAAAUGGAUUUGAUAGCAAGAAGGGGUUUGGCCUUGGUCAGGAUAGGGAAAGCGGUUCAGUAGAUCUGUACCCUUGGAUUUUUAGUUCAACUAGCAGUACUUCCAAUUUGGUUUUGAAGGAUACAGGCACCAUCGACAACUUUGCUGAUCUCUUGAUUUCAGAAGAACCGAAGCAUCGGCGUGGUUCUUUUGCGGUGGAGAAGAGGGAUCGUGUCUUUUGUACUGAACCUGAUCGGCCAGAAGAGCAAAGGGCUUAUGUUAUGUACAAAGAUAAAGCUGAGGUUAAAGUGAAGCCUGAAAUCGGCCAAGUUAGUGAUCAUAAGGACAACUCUGCUGACAUUCAAGACCAUUUUCUUGAUAACCUGUGGGUGAAAAGUGAGGAUCCUUUGAAGGAAUGUUCUGUGAAGACAGUUUUUCCAUUUUCCACUGAUAAUGCCUCGUCAAGUUAUGGUGGACAUGCUAAUGAAAGGACAUUAAAACUUACCGUCCAUAACGAUGACAUUAGGGAGUCAACAAAACAGCAGCCAGAUGAGAUGAGUGGGUCAUACACUUCCGGAAAGUCUCAAGACAGUGUGGAACCAAAAAGUUUUAAGAAUUUUGAUUUACCAGUUAUUGUUGAAAAUCACAGGGAAGAACUGCCAAGGCUGCCUCCUGUAAGGCUGAAGUCUGAAGACAAGUUAGUCAACAGUCUGUGGGAGGAGAAAGCUGAUCAUCAUGGAUCUGGAAUGAGGCUAUCCAAUGCCGAUAAUACCUUUAUGAUUGGAUCAUACCUUGAUGUCCCUGUUGGGCAGGAGAUCAACUCUUCAGGUGGCAGGAGAACAAUUGGAACUAAUUGGCUGUCUGUAAGUCAAGGUAUUGCUGAGGAUACUUCUGAUUUGGUAUCUGGUUUUGCUACUGUUGGUGAUGAAUCUGUUGACUACCCAAAUGAGUAUUGGGAUUCUGAUGAGUAUGACGAUGAUGACGAUGUUGGAUAUACAAGACAACCCAUUGAAGAUGAAACCUGGUUUCUGGCGCAUGAAAUUGAUUAUCCAAGUGAUAAUGAAAAAGGAACAGGUCAUGGAAGUGUGCUUGAUCACCAGAACCAGGCUCCCAGAAAGGAUGACGAUGAUCAUUCUUUUGCUGAGGAAGAUUCAUAUUUGUCAGGAGAGCAGUAUUUCCAGACAAAAAAUGUUGAACAAGUUGCCAUUUCGGAGGCACCAAUGGAUCAUAAGAUGCUAGAAAUGUAUGGCAGAACAGAUGAGAACGAUCUAAUAGCUCAUUAUGAUGGGCAGUUGAUGGAUGCAGAAGAACUAAGUUUGAUGCGUUCAGAACCUAUAUGGCAGGGUUUUGUCACACAAAAUAAUGGACUAAUAAUGCUGGAUAAUGGGAAAGGUGCGAGUGAUGUCGAACGAAGUCGUCAAGAGAAUCCUCUUACAGAAGAUGAUCAGCAUGGUUCAGUUAGGUCAGUUGGUGUGGGCAUAAGUAGUGAUGCUGCUGACAUUGGCAGUGAAGUUCGUGGAAGCUUGGUUGGAGGAAGUAGUGAAGGGGACACAGAAUUCUUUCCUGAUCAUGAUGUCAGUGCACGAGGCGCAAGGCAUUAUCCAAAUGAUUCAACUGAUAGUGAUUUGAAUAGAUCAAACAAGGAAAAGAUGAGGGAAAAUAAACAGAAUAGUAACAUCUGGGCAAAUAAAAAGGAUAUAAGCCUGUCAGGAGUGAGCACUGGGGGUGGCUUUUCCUUCCUACCUCCAUUGGGAACUGGAGGCAUGCUGGAGGCUGAUUCUGGUAAAUCAUUAUGUUCAAGCAAAGCCCACGUCGUAGUUGGUAACAUUGCUGGUGAAUAUGCAAAUGGCAUAGUAGCAGAGGAUACACUUGCCACUUGGAGGAGAAAAAGCAGUGAUUCUUCUCCCGUCAGGAGCUCCAGAGAUGAGGUGACUUCUGGUGUUGCUAGAUCAAGAAACUCCAGUGCAUCAUCAGGCUCAGACUAUGGCUACGCUGGAACAGAGAGCAUUAGUAAAGCGCACCAUGAGACAAAUGAAAUAAGGGAAGACGACCCUGGAGCAACAUUAGAAGAUGAAGUAGCGGCAUUACAGGAGCAAAUAAGACAGAUACAAACACAGGAGGACGAAUUUGAGACUUUCUAUCUUAAGAUAGUGCAUCGGAAGAACAGAACUGGUUUUGAAGAAGACAAAAAUUUUCAUGUGGUUCUGAAUUCUGUUAUAGCUGGACGGUAUCUUGUUACCGAAUACUUGGGUUCCGCUGCAUUUAGCAAAGCGAUUCAGGCACAUGACCUGCACACUGGUACAGACGUCUGUGUGAAGAUUAUUAAAAAUAACAAAGAUUUCUUUGAUCAGAGCCUUGAUGAAAUCAAGCUUUUGAAAUUUGUCAACAAGAAUGAUCCUGCUGACAAGUAUCAUAUUUUACGUUUGUAUGAUUACUUCUAUUAUCGGGAGCACUUGUUGAUAGUUUGUGAACUCCUCAAGGCCAACUUAUAUGAAUUUCAUAAGUUCAAUAGAGAAUCUGGAGGGGAGGUUUACUUUACAAUGCCCAGACUGCAGUCGAUUACUAUUCAGUGUCUGGAGGCACUUCAGUUUUUGCAUGGCCUUGGUCUUAUUCAUUGUGAUUUGAAGCCUGAGAAUAUUUUGGUAAAGAGCUACAGUCGGUGUGAAGUUAAGGUCAUUGACCUUGGUAGUAGCUGCUUUGAAACAGAUCAUUUAUGUUCUUAUGUACAGUCACGAUCUUAUCGCGCACCUGAAGUUAUUUUAGGUCUUCCAUAUGAUAAAAAAAUAGACAUAUGGUCGCUGGGAUGCAUCUUGGCUGAACUUUGCACUGGAAAUGUUCUCUUCCAAAAUGAUUCUCCUGCAACAUUGCUGGCCCGUGUGAUCGGAAUCGUUGGCCCCAUUGACCAAGGGAUGCUUGCAAAGGGAUGUGAUACACACAAAUAUUUCACAAAGAACCACAUGUUAUAUGAAAGGAAUCAGGAAACCAGUAGGUUAGAAUAUCUGAUCCCAAAGAAGACAUCAUUACAUCACCGGCUGCCGAUGGGUGAUCAAGGCUUUAUUGACUUUGUUGCUUAUCUUCUUGAAGUAAACCCAAAGAAACGACCAAGUGCCUCGGAGGCUCUGCAACAUCCAUGGCUUUCCUAUCCUUAUGAGCCAAUAUCAUCUUAAGAGAGAAAUAGUGGCUGCAUGAUCUGCACCGGAGAAAGUCCCAAUUUGCAGUGCAAGCUGAUGUGUAUUUGUGGUGCACGCUAAGCGCAAAAGAAGCCCAAGUAUCAUUCCAUCAGUUUGCUGCUUACUGCGGUGCCUCACGUGCGACAGUAGGAGCCGACUGCCAUUUGGGGUGUAGUUCUGUUGUAAUCUAACUUGUUUGUCUUAAGCCAGAAUGUAGUUGGCAUGCACUAUGUGAUGCCGUUUAUGGAGAAAGCACCAUGUCGUGUUGUAUAUGAUGUGAUUAGUAUGAGGCCUUACGAAAUGUCGCUGGUUUUGUCCCGAGUCUUAAACAUCUGUUCUGCAGUGUUGAUGGCUUGUUUCGAGAAGAUUUUGUGCUAAGAGGAGCUGGGAGCAUGUUUUUUCUUCGAUCUAAUGUGCUCCAAGGGCUGAUGUUCCAACUGUAAGCUCUGCAGCAGGAGUCGUAGGCAAUCUUAGUUUAGAGACGUUUACAUUCUUCAACUAUUUGAUUAGUUCCUUUUACCUUGUUUGUUGUACAUGGAAUUAAUUUUCAUGGAACAUCACAAAUUUAAGGUUUUUUUCUUUACUUUAUAGAA